CCACCACCACUAACAGGCACAUGCACCUUUUUUUUUCGGUUUUCCACACUCACUAACCGUCGACACUUUCUGUUUCCCUUCUCUAAGCGCCCGCCAGCCCUGAACCAACACCCAGCCAAUCCCAUCCUUGCAGCCUGUAACCCCUCUUUCUUCACCACCACCACAGGGCUUGCCGGGAACACUGGACGCUGAUUGGCCCGCUGUCUGCCAGCUGCGAGCUCCACACCACCUCCCAAAAUAGCAGUGGACGACUGCCCAGCCAAUCACAGCGCGCAGCCGCCGCCGUCCGUCCCAGGGCCCGGCGCUUAACGGCCGCUGGCUACAGGAUGCCCGUCUUUGGGUGACAAACACGGCUUCCGUUGAGUGUCUUUUGUAUAAUAUUUUGCCGCACCCCAGGCCCCGAGCAAAACGCAGCUUCGCUUCUCCCGCGAUUUCCAAGUACCUUUUUACUUGCGUUCUGUGUUUGUUUGGCUGUUUCUGUCCCAUUGACAUACGCCCACGCGGUUCACAGAACGGUGCUUUGCAUCAUCUUUCUCUUUUUUCUUUGUUUUUCUCUUUUAGUAGAGGAAAGACAGUACAGGAAUUUCAGUCGAGCCAUAUCGACCAGCCUGCAGGUCUCGCACAGACUUUUCAAUCCAGGGACAAAACCCAAUAUAACAGACAUCCAUCGCCAUGGCUUCGCAUCAACAGCCCGUCUCAUCACAAGGCGGCUUCUCUCUCUUUCCUAAUCCCCAGGUUGCUCGCCCCCCGCCUCCGCCAAACUCUGUUCCUCGAUUGGAUCCCAAUCCUCGACCUCGGCGUCGCUCGCCUUCUACAAAUGAUAUUGCUCGGCCAGUGAUCCAACCUCACCACCAGCAGCCUGAGAGCACCGGGAACACAGCAGCCGCAGCCGUAGCUGCAUCACCAGAUACAAACGCCUCAAGCACUCCUUCACAAGGGCGUGCAACUCCUCUGCAGUUUCAGCUGAUAUCGCAAGCAUCGCCCUCGGCGUCAACUCCCGCUUCAUCAGCGCCUAGCCACGGGCGAAGUGCUAGUCGCAGCUCCAUAGCCAAGCCCCCCAUCAUCGACGAGUCUUCGAUCGAUCCAGAGCCCCAGCCGUUCCGAUCCAUCUUCCCAACUUACAACCCUGAUAUUCCCUUGGAACAACAGCCGUAUGGGCCGACACACUCGCAGCCGGCCACAGUACCCAGAGCCGUCAUUAGCAGACAGAGCUAUUACGACCCGCACGCCAUUGCUGAGCAAGGCGACCGUGACAGUCGUCCAGAACGCGCACGCAGCCCACCAGCCAGACAUGAUGUCCCUGCCGCAGCGUUCUCCAACCGCGGCCAAAUGGGCACAAUGGUUGGCCGCGCAGUAACCACUGUCGACGCUCCUGUAAUUCCAAGAACAAGUACAACAGAAGAACUCCGCAGCUUCUGGAAAGCUGCGAAUGGCUGGAAAGCGUCCCCAUCCGAAGCAAAAGUAUUUUGUCUGCGGUUGACGCAGCUCAAGGAUGCACCUGUGUAUACGCUCUCUUCUGAUACUCAACCCUUCUAUAACAUGGCCCUCGAUCCAACCUCGGCCUCUGCCAACGUCAUGCUUGCUCGCCAUGACCCGUCCAAAACAUACAAGCCAAAAAAAGGCGAGUCCGGCACGUCGGGCUCCCCUAGUGGCGUUGUGGGCCACAGCAGAGUGACCGAUAGUAAGCAUUGGCAAACAGCACUGGCUACCACGUUAGAAGAAGAGUCUAGAAGAGAACCCCCCAACGAUGGCCUCGUUGCUCUGCUCAUGCCUACUCCCGCAGCUCGGAUGGCAAUGAACAAGGCAAACGACCCCGCCGCCGUUGAAAUGGCCGAGCGGGAAUGCGCUCGACUUGUCUGGGAUAACGACAGCAGCUGCCACUACAUGGUGCACCAGGCGCUAGCUGCACCCUUCUGCAUUACUGUGGAAAAGUCGCCCGCAUGGUCGCGCACAGAGUAUACCCUCGAGCACCACGAAUCAACACGCCACCUUGCCAAGCUCACGAAAGAUGGCACUGGCGGUGGUUGGCUCGAGAUAGACACACUGGUAGCGUCCCAGAUUGAAGCCUACUACAUCAUUGAUGUCGCCGUUACAGCACUGAUGCUAGUCGCAGCUGCUGAUGACCGCAAUACACCUAGUGGCACGGUUGCUGAAACAUUUGCACCCCCGCCGUCUGUCCACGUGCCUAGCGGUCGUAACAGCCGAAGUAGCGGGCGAUUCAGUCGCAUGUCUCGCUCCAGCACCAAGGAGGCCAACAAGUCCAAGAAGACGGCCAAGAAGAGCAAAACACGCAUGGAGGAGUUUGAGAUGGACAUUGAGAGCCAGGACGACAGUGUGAAGAAGAUCGGCACACAGGUCAAGGAGCUGGAGGAUGGUUUGCCAUUCCUGCUCAGAGUGAUUGUCAAGAUAAUCAAGACCGUAUUCAAGUUUGUGAUUUGGAUUUUGACAUUGGCGUUUAGGAUCCUGGCAAAGUGCUUUGGGUCAAAGUAUUAACUAAUGCGCCAGCCUUGUAUAUAUUGCAUUAGUAUUUCUUUGUUCAUUUUGUUUUUAGUUUUAAAAGAGGGGGUUCGUGCUGGAUAGCGUGCACGAAAAUCACGAAGUAAUGAUAUGAGCAUUUUGCAUAUUC
Messenger RNA from [Torrubiella] hemipterigena, 2626 nucleotides. The record is from the annotation of a GenBank genome assembly. Lineage: Eukaryota; Fungi; Ascomycota; Sordariomycetes; Hypocreales; Clavicipitaceae.